UCAUGUUCAGUAGGGACGAUAUAAGUAGAACCUGUUUGCAAGUGCCUGCUCUUGGACGAAAGUUCAAACUGGGUUCCCUUUAUGAUGCCAUUCACGAGGACAUCAUUCCUGGACUCGAUUUCUGGAAUGAAAUCGAUUUGAAAAACAUGACAACUUCCCGGAACCCGCACACCGAAUUUUCGCUGCAGACAACGGACAAACUGGAGGAGAAAUUCGACGAUGGAUCGGCUGAGGAUCUCGAAAAGAAGAAAAAUAACAGACCAAGUGUUAAAGCGAAUCUUCUGCUUCACACUACAGUCAAGGAAUUGACCAUGGAACAGCUUGAAGAAUGUAAUUUGCGUUACCCUCUGAUUAAAACAACCGGCAGGAUCGCCUACGCAACUCACGUCGUUACGCAAAUCCAGUACGGCGCCACGUCAACAUUCACGUUCACCAAACCUGAUGGUGAAACGGAAGAAAACGAGCAACAAGUAAAUUGGCAAUUUGAAUCAAAAGUCAAACAAUUUGCUGAAUACCUUAAAGGGGAUCCCAACAUCGAAGGCAAUUGCAUCGACACCAGUCCUGAAAACGACAAAAACAUCAAAUUUAAUUUUAAAGGCGAUUUUAAACUCCCCGAUGAUGUCACACCUCCAACAACGUACAAAGGAGCCAUCGAAUUCGCCGAGAAAAUCUUGAGAUGUGCAUCGGAUUGGAUGGACAAAGAUCCUUUGGAUAACAAUCAACCUCUUGGAGUGCCCGUUACCGUUUCGCUCUACCCGUUGGUGUUGAUGGAAAACGCCAAAGAUGCACCGACACUUCGUUACCAAAUUUUCCCUGUGAUGGUGUCUCAAUGGUUCCUGUUUAUGCAAGAUUAUAAAGAGGUGGGAGAUGAACUAAAUGACACGAUUAAAGAUCCUCUGAUGGAAAAAUUAAGUCCACUUACAAAAAAGCUCCAGCUGUUCCAGCAAAGCCUGGAAUCUUUCCUGGCCAAACUCAAAAUUAAACUGGGGGAAAUAGCAGCCGACAUCCGCAGCGCAGGACCAACGAGGAUCCUUUUCGACAGCUGGCGAAUCUAAUAGAAAAUGAACAAUUUGCAUUCAAUUCCAAACGACUUGAUCGAUGGCUGGAUCAAAAAUACCUAGAACUUUGUACAGUUGGGAAAUUUCAAGAUGAAACUAAACUUAAAAUGAGAGAUCAGAGCAACGUUCUUUUCUUCCCCUCCCCUGAAAGGAUGAAAGCCCAAAUGUCUGAUGAUCACGUCAAGUUUGAAUUCGAAUUCACAUUCUCAUCGUUAGCUCGGCCUGAAGUAUUUUUGGAACUGCUGACUCAAACACUCGAUGAUGUGAACAGUUUCAUCUUUGAAAAGAUUAGAAGAAAAUCUCAUCUUGGCAGAACUUGUAAAAAUAAAUCAAACGAUGAGCAACUUUCCAUAUUGCACCCUGAAACAAUAUUUCUGUGACUUAAUUUUUGCUUGAACAGAAAAGGAAUUUUGGAUGGGAUGCAGUCAAUAUUUUUGCUAAAAAACUAAUUCCUUCUUCCUUAACUUUAUGAUCUUUCCCCUCCUGUUCUAUGCCACAUUUUACGAUAAAAGAAAUGUAACCUGCUUCAUUCAAUUGUUAAUAAAUGG
This is a messenger RNA of Daphnia pulex (common water flea), 1606 nucleotides long. RefSeq names its product stonustoxin subunit beta-like. Bases 3 to 1055 code for a protein of 350 amino acids. The transcript has 2 exons. The record is from RefSeq and is a predicted model, not a curated record. Lineage: Eukaryota; Metazoa; Arthropoda; Branchiopoda; Diplostraca; Daphniidae.